Messenger RNA from Nicotiana attenuata, 2235 nucleotides. RefSeq lists its product as uncharacterized. Bases 1 to 2235 code for a protein of 744 amino acids. Gene Ontology annotation, molecular function: RNA-DNA hybrid ribonuclease activity; nucleic acid binding. The record is from RefSeq and is a predicted model, not a curated record. The transcript is spliced from 5 exons. NCBI's taxonomy places the organism in Eukaryota, Viridiplantae, Streptophyta, Magnoliopsida, Solanales, Solanaceae. Gene Ontology annotation, biological process: DNA integration.
AUGUCGUUCGGAAUCAAGAACGCGGGGGCCACUUACCAGCGAUUGGUCACCAAAAUGUUUAAGGACCAGCUCAGCAAAACGAUGGAGGUCUACAUUGAUGAUAUGCUGGUAAAGUCGGCAAAGAAAGAGGACCACAUUGAUCAUUUGAAGGAAGCCUUCGAGAUAUUGAGGAAGUACGGGAUGAAGUUGAAUCCGGGAAAAUGCGCUUUUGGCGUAGCCUCGAGGAAAUUCCUGGGCUUCCUCGUAUCACAACGAGGGAUCCAAGUCAACCCUGAUCAGAUCAAGGCCAUCGAUGCAAUACCUGAGGUACUAACCAGCAAGAAACGGGAACAAAAGUUAACAGGGCGAAUAGCCGCCUUGUCGAGAUUCAUUUCACGGUCCUCAGCUAGAUGCCACAAGUUCUUCAACGUACUAAGAAAGGAUCACGGGCUACAAUGGAAUGAGGAAUGCAUUGACGCCCUGAAAAAGCUAAAAGCAUACCUAUCUUCACCACCCCUACUCGUCAAAGCGAACCCAGGCGAAUGUUUGCUCGUGUAUUUGGCAGUAUCCGAGAUCGCUGUCAGUGCGGUCUUGGUCAGCGAAGACAAAGGUACGCAAUCUCCUAUUUACUAUAUCAGCAAAACUUUAAUAGACGCCGAGACAAGGUACCCUCACCUUGAAAAACUGGCCCUGGCCCUAGUCGUAGCUGCCUGCAAGCUAAGACCUUAUUUCCAAUGCCACCCCAUAAAGGUAAUAACAACCUUCCCCCUAAGGGGCGUCCUACAUAAGCCCGAGCUCUCAGGCAGACUCGCCAAAUGGGAAAUAGAGCUCAGCGAGCACGAUAUAACUUACCAACCGCAAACUGCCAUCAAGUCGCAGGUACUCGCUGAUUUUGUCGCCGACUUUAGCGCGGAGAUAUUGCCAGAGGCGGAACAAGAAGCGCUCCGCGCUUCCGCAUGUUUGAAGUUAGCCCUUCAAUACGGUGCCCGGCGGCUCAUCCUCCAUUGCGACUCUCAACUCGUCGUAAAUCAAGUCACUGGGACUUUCCAGAUCAAAGAGCAAAGGCUGCAGAAAUAUCAGUCUGAGAUCCAUAAGUUAUUGCGGGAGUUCGAAGAAUGCCACCUCGAUCAGAUUCCUAGAGCACAAAACAUUGAAGCAGAUGGCCUCGCCAAAUUGGCUGCGGCCAUCAAGAAUAUCAAUAAAGAGAACGUGGUCACCCUCCUUCACUCGGUCAUAGACCAUGUCGAGGACGGAACACUCCCGCAAGACAAAAAGGAAGCCAAGAAACUCCGGACACAAGCGGCUCGAUACAGCCUAAUAGAUCAUAACCUCUACAAGAAAACGUUCGGCGGACCCUUGGCCAAAUGUCUGGGGCCGCACCAAACAAGGCAAGUACUGGAGGAAGUACACGAGGGUCAUUGCGGAGCCCACACAGGGAACCGCCCCCUCGUUCGAUGCCUCAUUCGUGCUGGAUACUACCGGCCCACUAUGAAAAAGGAAGUAGCAGACUAUGUCCGGAGAUGCGAGCACUACGACAACGGAUCCCAGUUUGUCGGAAAGAAAACGAUCGAGUUCUUCGAAAAAUGGCACAUCAAGCGCAUACUCUCCACACAAUAUCAUCCCGCUGCGAACGGCCAAGCCGAGUCCUCCAACAAAGUGGUAUUGAACAUAUUAAAAAAGAAGCUCGAAGAAGCCAAAGGGCUAUGGCCUGAAUUAUUACCUGGAGUACUAUGGGCAUAUCGAACUGCACCAAAGUCCAGCACGGGAGAAACGCUAUAUUCACUGGUCUACGGGACCGAAGCGGUCAUACCCGUCGAAGUUGGGGAGCCCAGCCUGAGAUACUCCCAUAUAAGCGGAGCAGUUAACGACGAGAGUAGGUUGCAAGACCUAGAUAUGGUCGAAGAACGGAGAGAUAUGGCCCACAUAAGAACGAUAGCCCAGAAGCAGCAAGUAGAGAGGUAUUACAACAAGAAGGCAAAGGUAAGAUCACUCAAAGUUGGCGACUACGUCCUCAAAGCCAAAACACUGGCAUCAAAGGACCCAAAUGAAGGAAAGCUGGGAACCAACUGGGACGGACCAUAUAAAAUCACAGCGACGGCAAACAAAGGAGCCUUCCAAUUGGAAAUAAUGGAAGGAAAGCCGCUCCAAAAUAACUGGAACGUCGCCCACCACAAAAAUCUCCAUUAUAUGAACGGAAGUCGAUCUCCAUUGUACAAACAGAAAUCUCCAUUAUAUGAACGGAAGUUGAUACACUAG